This is a messenger RNA of Dimorphilus gyrociliatus, 1509 nucleotides long. Lineage: Eukaryota; Metazoa; Annelida; Polychaeta; Dinophilidae. The record is from the annotation of a GenBank genome assembly.
GAAAAGGCUAAAAUGUCUGUCCUGUAGUUGAAGUCUAUAAACUUGGUAAAGCUGAACAUUCGAUUCUAAUAAAAUACAAUGGCUAGCUUAGGAAAAGCCGGAGGUUUAGUGAGAAUCCUGACAGGAAGUCUACCAAAAUCUUCACCUGUUUUGACUUCUGUUCGAUUUAAUCAAACCGAUGCAAAGAAAGAAAAGACCACCUUCGGCAACCUUAAAGAUGAGGAUAGAAUUUUUACAAAUCUUUAUGGAAGACAUGAUUGGAGAUUAAAAGGUGCAAAGUCCAGGGGCGACUGGUACAAAACAAGAGAAAUUAUGGACAAGGGAAUUGAGUGGAUCCAAAAAGAAAUCACUACGUCUGGCCUAAGAGGAAGAGGAGGUGCCGGUUUCCCAACUGGAAUGAAAUGGAGUUUUAUGAAUCGUCCCGACGAUGGAAGGCCAAAAUACUUAGUAGUGAAUGCUGAUGAAGGAGAACCAGGAACAUGUAAAGAUAGGGAAAUAAUGAGACAUGAUCCACAUAAACUUAUAGAAGGCUGUCUUAUUGCUGGCAAAGCAAUGGGAGCUAGAGCAGCAUAUAUUUAUAUUCGUGGCGAGUUCUAUUAUGAGGCAUCGAACAUGAAUGCCGCAAUUAAAGAGGCUUAUGACGCUGGUCUCAUCGGUAAAAAUGCUUGUAAUUCGGGCUAUGACUUUGAUGUUUACAUGCAUCGUGGAGCUGGAGCUUAUAUUUGUGGUGAAGAAACCGCCCUCAUUGAGUCUUUAGAGGGAAAGCAAGGCAAGCCCCGUCUUAAGCCCCCCUUCCCUGCUGACGUCGGCGUUUUCGGUUGUCCUACCACUGUGAACAACGUUGAAACCAUAGCUGUUGCUCCAACUAUUUGCAGAAGAGGUGGAGAGUGGUUUGCUCAGUUUGGAAGGGAUAGAAAUAGGGGAACUAAGCUUUUUAAUAUAUCUGGUCAUGUGAAUAAUCCUUGUACCGUAGAAGAAGAAAUGAGCGUACCUUUGAAAGACCUUAUUGAAAGGCAUGCUGGAGGAGUUAGAGGUGGUUGGGAUAAUUUGUUAGCUAUUAUUCCUGGUGGAAGUUCUGUUCCAUUGCUUCCAAAGAGUAUCUGUGACGAUGUCCUUAUGGACUUUGAUGCUCUUGUUCAGGCUCAAUCCGGUUUAGGAACAGCAGCUAUAAUCGUUAUGAAUAAGCAAGCGGACGUUGUCAGAUGUAUAUCCCGUUUAAUCGAUUUCUAUAAACAUGAAAGUUGCGGCCAAUGCACCCCCUGCAGAGAAGGAGUACACUGGAUGAAGAAAAUGAUGACUAGAUUCGUUACCGGAAACGCUAAAGUUGAAGAAAUCGAUAUGUUAUGGGAAAUAAGUAAACAAAUUGAGGGACAUUCAAUCUGCGCUCUUGGAGACGGAGCAGCUUGGCCCGUACAGGGACUUAUUCGCCAUUUCCGCCCCUUGUUAGAACAGCGAUUCAAAGACUAUGAAAAAUCGCAAGAAUUACAGCAAUCUGCCCAAACUAUUUGA